CCCUCCACUAAGUGUCUUCGGAUGGAGGACUCGGACUCGGCCGCGAAGCAACUAGGUUUAGCCGAGGCGGCGGCGGUAGCUGCCGCAGCCGCAGUGGCUGCAGCAGCGGCCGCAGCCGCAGAAGGAUCCGAACAGCAGCACGAACACAGAGGACAGGUGCCCGGUUCGGAGGCGGAGCCACAAGAGGAAGAGGAGGUGACGGCUGUCACCGUAAUGGCGGCAGAUGCCGAACACAUUGAGAUGGGAGCCGAAUCCCUACCGAGUGCAGACGAGGCUGCUGCGGCAGCUGCCUUUGCAGAAGUAACCACAGUAACAGUAGCCAAUGUGGGUGCCUCUGCAGACAAUGUAUUCACUACUUCUGUGGCAAAUGCAGCAUCAAUCUCAGGACAUGUAUUGUCUGGAAGAACAGCUCUUCAGAUUGGGGACAGCUUAAAUGCUGAAAAAGCCACUCUGAUUGUGGUUCACACAGAUGGCACCAUUGUGGAGAGUGCAGGUCUGAAGGGGCCAUCUGCACCUCUUACUACAGGAUCUCAGUCCCCCCCUACUCAGUUAACAUCUGGUCAAGAAAAAAGUGGGACAAAAUAUAACUGGGACCCUUCAGUGUAUGAUAAUGAACUGCCUGUGCGAUGUCGAAAUAUCAGUGGGAUAUUGUACAAAAACCGACUUGGUUCAGGUGGUCGAGGUCGCUGUAUUAAGCAAGGGGACAACUGGUACAGCCCCACUGAAUUUGAAGCUAUGGCUGGAAGAGCCAGUAGCAAAGACUGGAAAAGAAGUAUCCGUUAUGCUGGGAGGCCAAUACAGUGCCUUAUCCAUGAUGGAAUACUAAAUCCCCAUGCGGCCUCAUGCACUUGCGCUGCGUGUUGUGAUGACAUGAGUUUGAGUGGUCCCAUAAGACUGUUUGUCCCCUAUAAAAGAAGAAAAAAGGAGAAUGAAUUGCCUACAACUCCAGUGAAGAAGGAUUCUCCCCAAAACAUCACCCUGCUUCCUGGAACCGCUGCCACCACAUUCACCGUGACUCCUUCAGGACAGAUUACAACUUCGGGCACUUUGACCUUUGAUCGUACAGCAGCUGUGGAGGCCACAGCUAUUAUCUCAGAAAGUCCAUCCCAAGGUGAUGUUUUCACUGGUACCACUGUGCAAGAUACAAGCCUUCAGCAGCAACCUUGUCAGGUCAAUCAUCCAGAGCCUCACUAUCCAAGUUAUCAAGACAGUUGUCAGAUCUCCUCAUUCCCCGAAGCAGCUUUGCCAACUUCUCAUCCCAAAAUUGUGUUGACCUCACUCCCUGCCCUGGCGGUGCCACCUGCUACCCCCACUAAGACAAUGUCCUCUUCUGUGAUGAAUGGACUUGAAAUGACAGAACAACGGAACUGGCUUUACCUAGAGGAGACUGUCAAUUCUCUGCUUAACACAGCUCGGCAGCUGAAGACGCUGAUCGAACAAGCUAAGCAGGCCAGCUCUUCCUACAGAGAAGCUGCUGUUUCCCAAGCAAAACUUCAAGCUGAUGCAGAAAGGAAAGAGUAUCAGAGUCAGUUAUUUCAGCAUACAGAAGAUGUUGAUGGAAAAACCGAAAUUAUUAUUAAGCAAUCCUGUGUAAACUGUGGCCGGGAGGCAAUGAAUGAAUGCACCGGUUGCCAUAAAGUCAAUUACUGCUCAACGUUCUGUCAACGGAAGGAUUGGAAAGACCAUCAGCAUAUGUGUGGGCAGUCACCCGCAGUAACUGUUCAGACAGAAGAAGAUCAUGAUACAGAUAAUGUGAUUGAAAAAGUUAUUGUCUAAAACCUUCUUUCUUCCAAUUUCAUGGAUUGUGUGGUGCAGCAAACUGGCUGGACCAGCAAUUCUUCUGUGAUAAAUAAAACAAAACAAAAGAAGACAUAAAUAAAACCCUUCACAGAGAGGGUGAAGGCAUAGUAUUACUUGCAUGUUGCGGGCCAACAUAUGAAUUUUCUCUAACCAAGCAGAAAAUUAAACCUUAAGGGAACAAGAGCAUCAAGGAACUCCACUGUUUUAAGGGAACUUCAGAAGUUGAUGGAUCUUUUCAAGCAUUUCUACAAAGCUGCUGUAAAACAAAUGGGUAUAUUCAAUUGCUCUGAUGGAUUAUGGGUAUUCUUUGAAGUAUUUUGAAAAUGUUAUUUAAAGCAGCUUCUGGGUCUGCAUUCUUUUAAGAUUCCUCUGAUGAGGUUUCAAUAAUGAUAACAGG
This is a messenger RNA of Pseudonaja textilis, 2197 nucleotides long. It is a transcript of the gene DEAF1, whose product is annotated as DEAF1 transcription factor. The record is from RefSeq and is a predicted model, not a curated record. Gene Ontology annotation, cellular component: nucleus. Lineage: Eukaryota; Metazoa; Chordata; Lepidosauria; Squamata; Elapidae. Gene Ontology annotation, biological process: regulation of transcription by RNA polymerase II. Gene Ontology annotation, molecular function: DNA-binding transcription factor activity, RNA polymerase II-specific; DNA binding.